AGAUGAAAAAACUGUAUUGUAGGCGCAACAUUCAGAGAAACGUAUUUGGACAAUAUUCCUCCUAUUCAUGAAAACAUUGCACUCGCCCAGGCAGUUGUUCUAAUAAAGUACUCUGCAGGGACGCGGGAGGGCGAGACUCUCCCUGAUAAAGGAGAGGCUCAAGAAUACAGUUUCACAGAAGAUGCUCAACUGAGACCGUCUCCUAGUUCCACUUGUUUUGUUGUGCACUGAUUCAAAAACAGAACUUUACACACGUUGUCGCAGACUAUUUCAGGAAGGCUAGAAGUGACCUGUGCAAAAUUCAUCAUGACUGGUGUGGCGAAGGCAUGUCAUCACUGUCUGUCUAAGAUGGCCAGUAAUGCCUACUUUGCGGUGGGACUUCUGUUCUUUCUUGCCGUUCCUCUCACCAUGGCGUUUGUAGGUGUGAAGUCUAUAGACGACUGCCCUGUUCAGCCAAUGAUUCCUCUCUACCUGCUGGUGGGUGGAGUUAUUGGCAGUGUAAAGGUCACGCUGCUCCUGUACGACACCACCCGCAUGAGGUCGCUCAUCUCCAAGUCGGUCGUCAUCGGCGACGACGAUGCCGACGAGUAUCCAUGGAGACAGAACGCAAACAAGUACUACGUGCACAUCAUCCUCAGCCUGUUCCUGUUUGUCUGGUUCCUCCUGGGGAACUACUGGGUGUUCUCUGUGUUCCAGCCUAACUUCAUCACACCCUUCCACCAGCCACAGGACUACUGCAGGAAGUCUCUGUACCUAUUUGCUGUGUUUGUGUUGACGCUCAGCCACACCGUGCUGCUCCUGCUACUCUGCUGUGGGGUCUGUGUACACGUCUGCUCUCAGACCAGCACCAGGGACGACUAUGGGGAUAGUGAUGAAGACUGAGUGACUGACUGGCUGUCUGGAUGACUGACUCAGAGAAGCAUACAGAUGUAGGAUUUUAAUUUGAUCACCCUGUUGUUGCAGGAAAUACAAGCUUGUAGUGUAUCUGAGGUUUAAAAAGGCUUCUGAAGUUUGUAAUUUCCACUUUGAAAUUUCAGACUUGAUUUUCCCUUACAAAAAUUGUACUGUAUCAAACCCUACAAAAAUGUCCAUGAAUUAUAAUCCACAUAAUAAUUUACAUUUCCUGUUGCUCUUAUGAUUAUUUUCCUGCUGUAGCAAACUGUCUCAAAUAAAGAUCCUACAUCUGUACAGAAAGAUUGUAGAGCACUGGCGCAUUGCAGUUAGAUGGUUCUGUAGUUAGUAGAACAGUGGAGCAUUGCAGUUAGAUGGUUCUGUAGUUAGUAGAACAGUAGAGCAUUGCAGUUAGAUGGUUCUGUAGUUAGUAGAACAGUGGAGCAUUGCAGUUAGAUGGUUCUGUAGUUAGUAGAACAGUGGAGCAUUGCAGUUAGAUGGUUCUGUAGUUAGUAGAACAGUGGAGCAUUGCAGUUAGAUGGUUCAGUAGUUAGUAGAACAGUGGAGCAUUGCAGUUAGAUGGUUCUGUAGUUAGUAGAACAGUAGAGCAUUGCAGUUAGAUGGUUCUGUAGUUAGUAGAACAGUGGAGCAUUGCAGUUUGAUGGUUCUGUAGUUAGAAGAGCAGAUCGACAGGUGAGGUUGGGUGUGUAACGUUGGGGAGAUAUGAGCGCAGGGAAAGACUCACCUUAGCAUAACUAACAGAAGUUCUAGGCCCCAAUAUGUGACCUAGACAGUUACACUAUGAAAGAAGAGUCAUUCUGGUGGCAGCUCCAAAACAAACCUGUCAGAUCUACAUGUAUCAUAUGUAACCACACAGGUGGGCCUAGGAGCCUGUUGUUAACUUGAUUGCAUCAUGUGUGGGUGUUUUUGUGCAAUGUAAUUGUCUUUUUAGAUAUUAAGUUACACAAAUGAAACAUGUGCUACAAUUCUACAACUGUUUCAUGUACUUUGUAGGGUCUGAAAUGAAUUUACAAGGCAUGUUUUAUAUACAGUUCCAGAUCAACAUUUGAUCAACACAGAUGUCAGCAUGUACAGUAUAUUGUGUUUAACUCAAUGUAGGAUUUUAGCACUAAUAUUUAUUAAUUCAUGUUGGCACUUUCUAUAGUAUUUUAAAUCAUUUUGUUUGUCAGGAGGCAAUGUGCACUGUUACAUUAGGCUCUUGACUUGUGGAAGAUCAUUUUUGAACGCCGCCAAUCUAACAGUACAGCAAUACUACUGCACCAUCUAGUGGUCAAAUCAAGUACUAUGAAAGCGUAAUCUCACGACAGCUCAUUUUUUUAUGUAAUUAUAAUCUUUAGUGUGAUGAAUAAUCUCUCAAUUUAAUUGGUGUUCAGUUUUUAUCAUAAGGACAUUUGAAUGCAAAUAAAUAAUAACUUUUUCAGAA
Molecule: messenger RNA, 2335 nt
Organism: Salvelinus fontinalis (brook trout)
Lineage: Eukaryota; Metazoa; Chordata; Actinopteri; Salmoniformes; Salmonidae
Product: transmembrane protein 272-like
Exons: 5
Coding region: 307-882 (191 amino acids)
Source: RefSeq, a predicted model, not a curated record